This is a messenger RNA of Iphiclides podalirius (scarce swallowtail), 246 nucleotides long. Lineage: Eukaryota; Metazoa; Arthropoda; Insecta; Lepidoptera; Papilionidae. The record is from the annotation of a GenBank genome assembly.
AUGCCAGAAUUCGAGGUCGACUCGGAGACGGCACUGUGCGGAUCAGGGCAGGAAGAUGAUGAUGAUAGUUGGAAUGCAGGCUUCAAUGCGAAAACCUGUGAGUCGAUCUACACUACGCGCGAACGUCGCUCCCUUGGCGGCCUGGCCGUCGUCCAGUUUCAUAUUUACUCGGCCGCUCGGAUAUCGUUAAAUCCAGCCGGGGCAACGGAAUUAGAUCAAAGAUUCGGCGUCGUCGACGGACGCGUU